Molecule: messenger RNA, 1086 nt
Organism: Peronospora matthiolae
Lineage: Eukaryota; Oomycota; Peronosporomycetes; Peronosporales; Peronosporaceae
Source: the annotation of a GenBank genome assembly
AUGUCUUCUGCCGGCCACGCAUCCUCCAACGUACUCAUCGAUAAGUUCGAUGGGGACAACUAUUCGACCUGGAGUCGAUAUAUGCGUGGCGUGUUCCUGACGAAGUCAGUGUGGCAUGCUGUCAGCCAGGAGAGCUCCUCGACGUUCGUGGACCCUCGAGCGCAGGACGACUACGUCAAGACCAACAACAUCGCGUUUGGAAAGAUGUUGCUACACAUGGGCGCAGACUACCACCAUGUGGUCGACAACUGCGAGGAAGCGUGGGUUGCGUGGCAGAGCCUAAAGGUGCUGUACGGUGGAUCCCAGAAAGCGGGAAGGAUCUACCUCAAGCGUCAACUCUUCAGCAUGAAGAUGGAUGAAAGCGUCAACGUCAUGCAUCACUGCAAUGAAGUCAUGAACAUUGCCGCCAAGCUUAGCAGCAUCGGUGCGAAGAUGGAGGACGAGAACGUCGCAAUUUGCCUGCUGCUCAGCCUCCCUAAGAGUUUUGAGAACGUUGUUCUUAACUUGGAGAUGAGCAGCGCGGAGCUUCGUACCCAAGAUGUGGUGAAGGUGCUCACGAAUGAGCACACCAAGCGCCAAGGGGAGAAGGUGACAACAACAGCGACGAUGGUCAAGACUGAAGAUGCGGCCGAGGCCUUCAACACUGAGCGCGAGCCAUUCGAGUGCACCUACUGUGGGAAGGUGGGACACACCGUCGAUCGCUGUUGGUCCAAGCAGAAUAAUGAAAGUCGAGGAGACCGACGCGGCGGCAAUGGUCGUGGACGCGGGGCAAACAAUGUCCAGUGGGGACAAUAUCGUGAUGAAGACAGCGACUACGAUCAAUUAGCGUUUGCAUUUUCGCUAGAGUGUGGACUCUCAGCGAAGAAGGACGUGUCCGGAAUGUGGGCCGUCGACAGUGGUGCAACACACCACAUAUGCCACGACAAGACCAAGUUUGCAAGACUGAACAAGCGCAACGACGGUGAAAUCUUGGUGGCGGAUGGCAACAAAGUGGUCAUCAAGGGUGUUGGAACCAUCUUUGAAAAGGUGGUUCUGCCCAGCGGUGAAGAGCGUGAGAUCGAGAUCAAGAUCAAGAACGUGCUUUAA